AUGGUGCUAGAGGUCGAGUUGUUCCGAUCCGGCCCGGGGAGCUAUUUGAUCGACAUUAUGGGCUUGGAGUUACCGACUACCUACUCCGACAUCCCCAGUGUCGUCGCCCGGCUUCGCCCAGCUUCUUUGUCCGUGGAUACGAAAGAGAAGGCCUUUCUUGUCAGUGCGCACGUCGAUUCGGCCGUUUCUGCCCCGGGCGCUAGUGAUGAUGUCGUUGGCGUUGCCGUCGGUAUGGAGGUCGCCCGCUGCAUUGCGUCAAGUACUUUUUACGAGCUCAAGCGCCCCGUUCUGUUUGUCUUCAACGGAGGAGAAGAAGCCGUGUGCACUGGCGCGCACAGCUUUGUCACUCAGCAUAAAUGGGCUUCUACUAUUGCUGCGCAUAUCAAUUUGGAGUCGUUGGGGCCUGGCUCGGCGUUCCAUCUUUUUAGAUUGAGUUCACACAACGCCUGGCUCGUUGAGGCUUUUGCGGAUUCUGUCACGUUGCCGUUGGCUUCCGUCAUCUCUUCAGAUUUUUUUGAAGCAAAGCUGAUACCGGGGGAGACAGACUUUCGCAUUUUCGAUGAAACUGGUGGCAUCCCUGGGUAUGAUGUUGUUCUUCUUGACAAUGGAUAUGUGUACCACACUGUUCACGAUAGCAUCGAAAAAGUCGAUCCUGUUGGUGUUAAGCAUGGAGGAGUCAUCACCUUGGAAUUGGUGCUUGCGAUGGCAGGAAGCGCAGAUGCGAUUGGCUUUAACGAGAGAGGAGCGGUGAAGCAAUCUAACUUCGACCGUUUCUAUCAAGCAAUCAUUAAGUUUUCCACUGCGGUGGGACUUGUGAAGGAUCCGGAGCGCCCUCGCGCAGUUUUCUUUGACUUAUUGCUGAUGAAGACCAUCGUCUAUGAGGAGGGCUUUGCCACUGUUUUCAACAUCACAGUCCUUUUAUCUACCGUUUUGAUAUGGUAUUCAAAGCUCACGAAAAUGAGUGCCGAAGAUCGACGCACGAGUUUCAGGAUGGUGGGAGUAUUACUCGCAUGUUUGUUGGGAUCGUUUGCAAGUGCGACAUUUGCAUCUCUCGUGUACGUGGAGAUUUAUGGGGCGAAAAUGCAAUGGUACGGAAGUUCUGUUCUCGCAUGUGUCAUGUUUGCUCCACCGGCUCUGUUUGGAGCUGUUUCGGCGAUGAUAUUGCUUCUGCCGCGGAGGAUGACUACUGUCCGAUACACUCAGAUGCUGUUUGCAUGCACUAUCCAUCAUGCGGCGAUGGCCUUGAUCUUCAUGUCUGUCGGCUUCAUGAGCAGCUACAUGCCUAUCUUGUUGUUGCUCGUCAACAACAUUUGUGCUUUGCAAGGAGAAGCAAUCCACCCCGUCCUUCGACACUUGCAGAUUUCAGGCGCUCACGCUGUUUUAGGUUCGGGGUUGGUGAAAGUUACUCUUUCUGCAAUCCUCCCCAUCCUGGGCCGCAUGCGCAUUGAUAUAGUGCAUCAUGACACAAUCGCUGCAUUGAUCGUGGCCUAUCUUGGCUUUUAUUUCGUCAUGCAACCGGCCCUGCCUAUCUUUUGUCAAUAUCCCUCGUCUCUUAGGAAGGUGCAAGGACUGGCGUUCUUUUGCGCUACUGGGAUUGCGGCGUAUUUCGUUGCCUAUGGACGGGCUGUUGGCGAACAAGCGGUGCAUUCUAUGUACAGUUCCGACGCACCGAAACGCAUAAUCUCUUGGCAUUUUUAUUCUCCGAUGCAGAAGCCACAGUCUGUCAUAUGCGUCGGUUCUCAAGAUGCGAUUCCAGCAGAUACUGCUCGCCUGAUGUCAAAAAUUUUUGAGACUGAGGGGAAGCGUGAAGCCUUACCCGACUACCCCUUGUGGGGUUCCAUGGAAAGCACGUCCAUCGAAACAUAUCGACCGUUUAGAGCCUUUCUACAAAGCGUUUCUACCUUUCAAGCAGAUGAACGUCCCACUUUGCCUCUCCCAACUGCGAUGGUGCUUGCAGAGGAAGAAGUCUUAGGAGGUUGGAAUGUCACUAUCCAAGUAGAGGCACAAGACUCUCAUCAUCUCACGGUGAGAUUUCCCACGGGGAACAAUACGUCUGUGGUCGACUGGUCUCUUGAUGUGCCUCUAACGGAUAGGCCCCAUGGUGCUUGGAUACGACAUGUCGGCUCGUACGAGUUUAAAUUCUGGGUUGUGCUUCGCAAAGAAGAAAAUGUGUCGGUUCGUCCGAAGCAUAAGAUCGCAGUGACGAGCUGUAGGUUGGGUGCGUCGAAGAGUCCUAGUCAUCUUUCUAAGCUCAUUGCCGAAGACUGGGAAUCUCACGCUCUGCUUGCGACAACGGGAAUGGAGUAUGAGCUGUAAGCAUUGGACUAAAGCGAGAAUAUCUUAUGCACAUGCAAAA
Molecule: messenger RNA, 2356 nt
Organism: Chondrus crispus (carragheen)
Lineage: Eukaryota; Rhodophyta; Florideophyceae; Gigartinales; Gigartinaceae
Exons: 3
Coding region: 1-2316 (771 amino acids)
Biological process (GO): proteolysis
Molecular function (GO): metalloexopeptidase activity
Source: RefSeq, a predicted model, not a curated record